AUGGGCAGCGGUCGGAGGAGCAGCUUUUGGAGACCACCGCCUCGCGAAACGCAGGCGGAGAAGCCAGAGUCGACUGAACAAAGCCUUUGUGAAGAUGCAGAUGAAGGACCAGAGCUCUACUCGAACGAUGGUACUGUCGUCCAAUCACUAAGUGCUAAAUCGAGCGUUCGACCAAGCAACCACACUUCAACAUCCCCCGAUCUCGAACGAACGCCAGACUCCCCAGAAGUUCGUUCGAGUCCAGAAAAGCUUCGUUACGACUUCCAAAUGUACAAGACGCAAUUGGAAGAUGCGCAGGACCUCCUUUGGAACCGUGAGGAGCACUUUGAUCGAGAGCGUCAAGCUAGGGAUGAACGACUUCGAGCAGGCCAAAAGGUAAAAACAGUGGCGGAAAUCGAUAUAGACGAGCUCCAGGAGACGCAACGUCUUACACGCUGGCUCAUACAAGCGGAAGAGGAGUAUUACAACGCAAAAUCAGCGCUUCUGGAGGCUGGUGUUCAGCCUACCGGAUCAGACGUAGAAUCCGAUUUCGUAGAUGACGCCGACGAUAGUUAUCGUAGGAGCAUGGAGAAGGAUUUCAUCGUAACUGGGCAUUGCUAA
Messenger RNA from Pseudocercospora fijiensis CIRAD86, 600 nucleotides. RefSeq lists its product as uncharacterized. NCBI's taxonomy places the organism in Eukaryota, Fungi, Ascomycota, Dothideomycetes, Mycosphaerellales, Mycosphaerellaceae. The coding region runs from base 1 to 600 and encodes 199 amino acids. The record is from RefSeq and is a predicted model, not a curated record. The transcript is spliced from 3 exons.